Ornithodoros turicata is the source of this 1905-nucleotide messenger RNA. RefSeq lists its product as uncharacterized. The transcript has 4 exons. Bases 309 to 1115 code for a protein of 268 amino acids. The record is from RefSeq and is a predicted model, not a curated record. NCBI's taxonomy places the organism in Eukaryota, Metazoa, Arthropoda, Arachnida, Ixodida, Argasidae.
GCGGUGUGAAAACGAGCAGAGCAGAACUUGCGGAGCUGCCGCGAACCUCGCCCUAGCCGUCCUCGCCAAUCGCUCCUCGGUACUCUCCCGUGGUUGGCUCUAGUUGGCUGUGAUGAUUCCGAAACUUUAGAGGACGGGGAAGUCCCGGCCGGGCGAAAGCAUGGACUCGCUUCCUUUCUCACUCUCUCCGUCUUUCAUUCAAGGGGGGCUCGUAGAUCUUGGCGUUUCAAGGUUGUGGACGGGGAUAUUACCUAUUCCGUUUCAAUUUUGCCGGGUGCUUCUUUCACAAAUCAGUUCGGAGGAGCAGCAUGGACCAAGGUCUCCUUCUUCAGAACAACGAAGACUUCUGGAACGGUUUCAACGAUGCCGUCGUGCGACGUCGUGACUGGCACGUCCAGAGCUUCGAUCACAUCUGCAUUGAAGACGCCUUCAAGAACGACGUCACGCUUUAUGAAGCCAACGCGCGUCAAAGACGAGACUUUGAGCACAGACGUCACGUUGCCGAACGCAUGAGACAUGAUCCCGAAGCCUGGUCUCACUUCGUCGUAUCCGCAUCUCGAGAGGUUGCCCUUAAUCGUUCGGGACCCGGAACGGACUUCCUGAAGGGCGCCCAUCUGAUGCCCGCGUUUCAAGACUUCAUCGUGCACACACAACACUUUCAGGUCGUACUGCAGUGUAUGCAACAAAAAGGCCACCCUGUCGUCAUUAUGGGUCAGCACGGCUGCGGUGUACACGACAUCGACAAGCUGGAUCCUGCCAUGCUUGUUGGUUACAGUGAACGUUGGGAAGACAUGAAAGACACGUCGCUCUGGAAGGCCUGUCUUUUGUCUCACUACGCCACCAACGUCCACCAUCAACAGAAUCCCAUAUGGCAACAUUUGCCCGACCUAAUGGUAGAAGACGUUACCGGAGCAUCGCCUGCGACGAGUGACGACCCACGUCUGAAGGCAAUGCCUGAACUCCUCUGCGACAAGGUGUCGCGGAAAUUACAGAAAGAACUGGGAGGUCGCGUGUCCAGUACUAUGUGGCAUCUGGAACGGAAGUUCUUCAUAGGAAUGCAGGACUAUUAUUACGCGUACGCCGAACGCUUAGCCAAAGCGCUGGAAAAGUCGUAAUUUAGUGUGAACUAUUGACUAUUUUAGUGAAGGAAUUCGUCACGACUCUUUCAGUGUCGUUGUCAGUGGUUCAGGACUCUUCACGACUUCUUGGUCAUUGGCCGAACACUUUUAUUCAUUGAAAGGUAUCUACAGAAAUCAACUGAAACAUGCCCAGAAGGCGCAUUUUAUGAGGUACAGGUCGGUCGCCGAUGACGAGACCUAACCUAACCUAAGUAUCAAACCUAACACAUCACACGCAGGCUAUUGUGUUGCAAAUGGCAUCCAUAUGAUGACGUAAUCAUGCUUGACGUAAUAAGAGCACAUCAUGACGUAGUCAUGAUGACGUAAUCACGUAAUCAUGACUACGUCAUGAUUAACAGUCACCAACUGCCGAGGUUCCUUAUAUUAUAGAGCCUAUUCUCACUUACAGCGCUUUGCUCCACGAAUAGACCUCUACCUGUUUGUGAACAAACGACGUCAUAGUUUUCGACAGCGUCACCAAUUUGGUAGAGUUGAACUACGCUCGAACUAGGGGCGAACGAGGUCGCGCCCGAAAGCCACGGUGUUGAGGGGAUUACGAUGGUCGCUGACAGGGACGCGACCUUCGGUCCUACUUUUCUUUCAGUAGGAGGCAGCGAACAAGUGCUCAUUCAUGGAAUCCAGCCCUCACCUUCCCAUUUGUUCAUUUGUUUCGGUUUCAGUCUGUCUACCAACGUCAUGAUGACGUGGUCUAUUCUUCACGACUCUUCAGCGGUUGUUCCUUCAACAUACUGCAUCAUACUAACCACACAGAGCAUACACGCCGCAA